CACAAAUCACAAAAUGCGGUCGCUCCACCUCUCCCCGGCGCCACCAAGGCCGCCCCUCCCGACGCUGAGGCGGCGGCCGGCGCCGAAGCCCCACUUCUCCGCUCCCAGUCGUGGGGCUGCUGUCGGUGGUACCUCAUUCUAUUCCGCCGGCCGAAUCUCUUUGCCGCGCCACCUCGCCGCCGCGGCUCCAGAGGCUGGGGCGGCGGCAUCCGGUCCUCCUGACCCCAGCCCUCUCUCCGCGGAGGCCGAGGCCGAACGCGCCAAGCUGGCUCAGGUUAGCAAAAAGCUAGAGAAAACAGCACGGCAUUUCAAGAAUGUGGGCACCCUGGGGUUCUGGUCCCAGUUGGUGUGUACGGUCGUUUCGGCCGGGAUCCUGUCGUUCUCUGCGGUCGCUACAGGGAAUGUAACAGCUCCCUUCACAUUCAGUGCGACUGCGGUUGGCAUCGUCGUGGCCUUCAUCUGCGUCUUCCGGUCAUUUGGUUACAUCCGCCUUUCUGAAAGGCUUAAGAGAACAGCAAACGAUCCUUCUAAGGCUCCUCCACGUGCCGAUGUGGUCAAUAAUCUGAGAAACAGUAUCGUGCUUAACGUUGUUGGAAUGGCUGCUGCAGUUCUGGGCCUGCAGGCAACUGUAGGUGCUUUGGUAGGCAAGGCACUGACUACCUCAUUAGUGCCCUACUACCAGGGGAUACCACCUGGACAGAGUCCCGUUCUUGCUUUAGAUAUCUUCCUUGUUCAGGCUUCAGCCAACACGAUCCUUUCGCAUUUCCUUGGGCUAUCCAGCUCACUGGAGCUACUACGGUCUGUAACAUUGUCUCAGACAGAAGCUGCCCCAGUGCCAAAACCGCCAUUGCGGUCUGUAACAUUGUCUCAAACAGAAGCUGCCCCAGUGCCAAAAACGGCAUGAGCGAGCCCGCAAAUCCUCCUGACCUGAAGAGUAUAUCACCAGUUUUGUUGUUGUUCUCAUAUUGUAGUCCAAUGCGGAUCUAUUGUAUCCAUGGAUCUCCGCUCGUUUUGAACUACAUGAGCUUAAAACAAUCUAAGCGUCUGUUUGGUUGGACUGGGAAAAAAGUUAUUGUGGUCGCGUGUUCUGAAAAAAACUGUUGUAUGUUGUAAGCUAUUAAAAGACUAAAAAUUAUUUGGUAGAAACC
This is a messenger RNA of Zea mays, 1148 nucleotides long. RefSeq lists its product as uncharacterized. The transcript has 4 exons. Bases 14 to 904 code for a protein of 296 amino acids. The record is from RefSeq and is marked provisional. Lineage: Eukaryota; Viridiplantae; Streptophyta; Magnoliopsida; Poales; Poaceae.